GUUGAACUUCUGUGUCUACGGCUGUGCCGGACCGGGAGUGGCAGUGAUAGUGGCUGUGCGUCUACCAUACGCCAGCAUGGACUUUCCUACUUACCAUAUACGUACAUUCUUUUGUUCUGUACUUACUUGGCAUCCUGCCAUCCCUCCACAUGAUUCUGGUACGUUCUACGAUGUUCCGGACUAUUCUAGACAGCGUCCGGAUUACUCGCAUUACUCAGCCAUGGACUAUCUGACCUUAUGUCGAUUAUGCUCCCUUACUCAGCGUUACUCAUCGCUCAGUCAGCGUCCUCUGGACGUCACAUGCUCUCUUCUUAUACGCUUACUCAUCCGUCCUCCCCAGUAGUAUAUAAGGAGGACUCUGCAGGCCUCUGCUCUUCAGUCGUUCUCUCACAGACUGAAGANUAAGUCCCACACUACCUAUGCUUCCUUACAUGUUUACUUACUAGUACUUGUAGCCUCUCUUUGUGCGGCUUACAGGUACAGUACUAUGCAAUCAUAGUCGUUCUCUC
Trametes versicolor FP-101664 SS1 is the source of this 509-nucleotide messenger RNA. RefSeq lists its product as uncharacterized. The transcript has 2 exons. The record is from RefSeq and is a predicted model, not a curated record. NCBI's taxonomy places the organism in Eukaryota, Fungi, Basidiomycota, Agaricomycetes, Polyporales, Polyporaceae. The coding region runs from base 77 to 343 and encodes 88 amino acids.